This is a messenger RNA of Engraulis encrasicolus (European anchovy), 2002 nucleotides long. RefSeq names its product serum paraoxonase/arylesterase 2-like. The transcript is spliced from 9 exons. The coding region runs from base 78 to 1148 and encodes 356 amino acids. The record is from RefSeq and is a predicted model, not a curated record. Gene Ontology annotation, molecular function: arylesterase activity. NCBI's taxonomy places the organism in Eukaryota, Metazoa, Chordata, Actinopteri, Clupeiformes, Engraulidae.
AGCCUUGAACUAGGCUACUUCUACUGACCUGUGUGACUCAAAUUCCUGGACAGAGCCGGAGAGACGCACCGACUGGUAUGGGGAAAUUUGCCAUAUUAUCAGCGGCUGUUUUGGUGCUUGCUGUGUUUAUCGGUCGGCGACUUUACGCACUAAAUCACAUGGCACUUGCCUCUCGUGAACUCACACAAAACCACCUUCCAAAGUGUCAACUGCUUGAGGACAUAGAAUUUGGAGCUGAAGAUAUCACCAUCCUCAGAGAUGGACUAGCCCUUCUCAGCACAGGUCUGAAGUAUCCAGGGCUGCCAUCCUACUCUGACGACCCUGGAAAGAUCUACACCUUGGAUCUACUGUCUCCCGACCUGAGGCCUGUGCCACUUGUCAUAGAAGGGAGCUUGGACUUGACUACUUUUAACCCACACGGCAUCAGUGUUUUCAGGGAUGAGAAUGAUGGUGCUAUUUACUUGUUUGUUGUGAAUCAUCCUCAUCAUGCAAGCCAAGUGGAGAUCUUUCAGUUCGUCGAGGAGAAGAAUUCCCUUUUGCACCUCCGAACCAUUAAACACGAUCUCUUGCACAAUGUGAACGAUAUUGUGGCGGUGGGAGUGGAUAGCUUCUACGCCACCAACGAUGCGUACAGUUCCAACGAGGGGGUGAAGGCUUUGGUGACCAUUAUUGGGCUGGCCUGGUGUGAUGUGGUGUACUACAGCCCCACUGAAGUCAAGGUGGUGGCAGAGGGCUUCAACUCCGCUAACGGCAUCAACAUCUCUCCAGAUCACAGAUACUUAUACGUGUCUGACAUCCUUGACCAUGAAAUUGAUGUUUUGGAAAUACAGAAGAAAGACGUGUUGGUGCCCAUAAAGUCCAUUGAUGUCGGUUCCCUUUGUGACAACGUUGAGGUGGACACUGAGACGGGUGAUCUGUGGUUGGGGUGUCACCCCAACGGCGCCAAAUUUGCCUUCAAUAACCCAGAGGACCCACCAGGAUCUGAGGUUAUCCGGAUUCAGAACAUUCAUUCUGAGCAGCCAGUUGUGAGCCAAGUGUAUGCAGAUGAUGGGAAGGUCAUCAUUGGCUCGUCUGUGGCGGCUCGCUAUGGUAAAAAGCUUCUCAUAGGAACCGUCUAUCAGCGAGCCCUGUGCUGCAGCCUCCCAUAGCUAUUUUGAUACACUGUCUAUAAUAUAAAGCUAACAUUGUAUAAGCUAAUACUUGAGUCAAGUAUGGAGCUGGUCUGGAUCUGAAUAUGUAUGGCUCUUUUUUUAACAAAUAUACUUGAUAUACUUGAUACUUGAUAUACUUAUUAAUUUAUCCUUCAUAUAACUCCUUCAUAACGUACCUUAAUAACAUAACUUUUAUUUUCUUUUUUUACUCAAACUUCCAUGGGUGGUGUGCAUAUCUAUGUGCUGUGUCUUGGUAAUAAUAAUGUGCUAUAAAGACCCAGCUGUUGGUGUGUCUGAAAUGACCCUGAUGAAGGUGUAAGCUUGACAUUGAUAUAAUUAAAACAAAGCACUGCAUGAAGUUCUGAGUGUGCAAUGACACUUGGCUUUUUUCCAUAAAGUGUCUUGGUAAUAAUUCAUGGAAUCAUAAACAAUUCUUAGUUUUGCGUCACAUUACACUUUAAAAUGUUGAGCAUACAAUGUCUCCUGUGGGGUUACAGAUCUGUCAUGUUUUUGCCAUGCUGUCAGCAAUGUUGUGUAAGUAUGAGCUCACACACUCAUUUUGGUUCACACCCAAAGGAGGGGGGUGCAUUGUACUGAAACCAAUAUUGUCUCUUUAAACUCCCUCUAGCCGUUGUUCUCAUCUUUGCUUUGGUACUUGCAUUCUUUUUAAAUCAAUGCUCAGUUUCUUUCUAUGCUGUAGUAGCAGGCACACCAUUGCUUUGUCUGCUUAGAACAGAGUGCAUACUAACCAGUCUCCAGUGAGCUUGAAUUGCUUUUGGUCUGGAAUUUGGUUACUGAUAUACAUGUUUGCAUCAUCCACUCACAAACCUUAACCUUUCUAAUACAGCUAA